AUGGUGCGACGGAAGGUCAUCAUCGACACAGACUGUGGGGGCGAUGACGCGAUUGGAAUCAUGACCGCCAUGACGCAUCCGGACGUAGAUGUUCUGGCCAUCACGGCCGUCUGGGGGAACGUGGAUGUGGAUCAGGGGAUGGAGAACCUUGGGAAGCUGCUUGACCUCUACGAGCGCGACGUCCCCUUCUACCGCGGCGCCGACGGCCCACUUGUGGUUGAGCGGGAGACGGUGCAGUGGGGGGGGUUUGGUCGGGACGGCUUUGGCGACGCCGGGUUUCCCCCCUCCGCGCGGGUGUCGCUGCAGCCGAAGAAGCACGCCGCUAUUGCCCUUGCGGAUGUUCUUAGGGAGGCCAAGCCCGAGGAGGGUGUGGUGUACCAGCUGGUGUGCCUUGGGCCCUUGACGAACAUAGCUCUUGCCAUCCGCCUAGACCCGGGUGCCUUCUCGGUGCUCGGCUCCGACACGGAACCCGGGGUGAUAGUGAUGGGCGGCACGAGUGAGGGGAAGGGCAACUCGAAUUUGAUGGGGGAGUUCAACUUUCACUGCGACCCCGAGGCGGCGUUUGUCGUGUUUCACCACAGGGGCAUCCGGCAGCCCAUACAGCUGGUCAACUGGGAGGUGACGGUGAACUGUGCCAUGCCGUGGCGCUUCUACGAUGACUGGGUGAACCGGCGCGAGACGUCGGAGGGGUUCCGGUCGGUGUGCCAAAACAGGUCCCAGUGGUUUAUUGAGAAGAUGUUUCAGCGCCUGGAGGUCUUCACGCGGCCCGACGAGGACGGGACGCGGGCCGACACGGGCGACGCCGAGGCAACGCAGGACGUCACCUGCGUCAUACCAGACGCGGUGGCGAUGGUCGUUGCCCUCUACCCAGAGAGCCUGCUGGACAGCUUCCUCACGUACGCCACGAUUGAGAUGCGGGGGCGGGAAACCCGUGGGGCGACGUGCAUCGACUGGUACGGCACAGACCAAUCCAUGGCGAAGAAGGGCCGCAUACGCAACUGCAACGUCGUCACGAAGGUGAGCCUUGACAUCUUUCUGGAUGUCAUGCGGCGGAUAGUGGACUAUCCCCUAUAG
Messenger RNA from Trypanosoma conorhini, 1074 nucleotides. RefSeq names its product putative inosine-guanine nucleoside hydrolase. The transcript has a single exon. NCBI's taxonomy places the organism in Eukaryota, Euglenozoa, Kinetoplastea, Trypanosomatida, Trypanosomatidae. The record is from RefSeq and is a predicted model, not a curated record. Bases 1 to 1074 code for a protein of 357 amino acids. Gene Ontology annotation, molecular function: hydrolase activity, hydrolyzing N-glycosyl compounds.